Sphaeramia orbicularis (orbiculate cardinalfish) is the source of this 1531-nucleotide messenger RNA. Its product is annotated as laminin subunit gamma-1-like. The transcript has 4 exons. NCBI's taxonomy places the organism in Eukaryota, Metazoa, Chordata, Actinopteri, Kurtiformes, Apogonidae. The record is from RefSeq and is a predicted model, not a curated record. The coding region runs from base 16 to 684 and encodes 222 amino acids.
GCCGCCGAGGACGCCAUGAGGAAGAUCCCCAUCAUCAGCGCCACUAUCAUGGCCGCCAACGAGAAAACCAAGCAGGCCGAGGCGGCACUGGGCAACGCCGCCGCCGACGCGAAAGAGGCUAAAAAGAAAGCUGAGGACGCAGAGAAGAUCGCCAGCAACGUUCAGAAGGGCUCAGCAAAGACCAAGGAGGACGCAGAGAAAGCCUUCGAAGACACCAAGAAGCUGGACGCCGAGGUGAGCGACAUGAUGGACCAGCUGCGCGGCGCUGAGGAGGAGCUGGCCAAGAAGAAGGCAGAGGCCGACAGCGACAUGACAACGGCCGCCAUGGCUUCAGACAGCGCCAAGGAGGCCGAGGACAACGCCCGCAAAGCCAAGAGUGCUGUCAAGACAGUCCUGAGCACCAUCACCGCCCUGCUGGACCAGCUGGGGAACAUCGAUAAGGUGGACCUGAGUAAACUGAACCAGAUCGAUGAGUCGCUGAAGCGGGCCAAGGGGAAGAUGGCGGACAGCGACCUGGACAGGAAGCUGGCAGAGCUCAACGAUGUGGCUCGGACUCAGGAGGACAUGAUCAGCAGCUACGACCUGCAGAUUCUGGAGAUCCGCGCCGACAUUAAGAACCUGGAGGACAUAAAGAACACAUUACCCGACGGCUGCUUCAACACGCCGUCUCUGGAGAAGCCUUAGCCCCGCCCCCUGUCCUCUCACACUCCUCUUCACGUCUAACACUCGGGCAGACACGCCCACUUUUACCAAAACAGUUUUUUAAUCUUCAGAUUCUCGUCUGUGUUUUGUUUCCUUUUACAAGACAGAAGCCAAUAUUUGUUUUCAAGACACGAUCACAUUUUUUAUGGGAGAGAAGCAGCUGUUUCAGUUUGGUCGCCGCAGUAACCGUGGUUACGGUCUAAUGAACUAAACGGCGAAGAGAAGCCGUGUGGCGAGGCCAAAAUGCCUCCGCAAACCAGAACCACGAACCCGACGUGACUGCACCGGAACCACAGGAAGCUCCUCCCCUCCUGAGGAUCCUCCACUCUGCUUUGGUUUCUGUCUGACCCGCCAUUACCCAUCAUGCCUGGGGAGGCGACAGCUCCACCUCCACGAACCACAGUGAAGGAACCCCCGACUAUUUCCUCCGACACAAACGCUCCAGUAUUUCUGUUCAACAGCAGUAUUUUCACCUCCAGCAGGAGGACGGCGUGAAUAAGCCACAGCCACUGGGUCAGAAGUUCAGGAAAAUGAUUGGCCUUCAUUUAGACCAGGGGUGUCAAUCAUACGGCCCAUGGGCCAAAACCGGCCGCUGUAGAGUCCAGUCCGGAACCACCAAACGCAAAUAUUCCACUGAAGAUGUAAACGAUCCAAAGUCAAAGAAUAGAAUAAAAAAAUAAGCGACAACAAACACGUCUGUGCUCUAGUGUAAAAAAAAUAAAUGACGUAAAUAUUUACAUUUACAGACUAUCCAAAUAAAAAAGAUAUGAUUAACCUGAAAAAAAGUGUAAUUUUUUCAGGUUAAUCUUCUCAUUUCUACAUGUUUAUU